Molecule: messenger RNA, 2345 nt
Organism: Heterocephalus glaber (naked mole-rat)
Lineage: Eukaryota; Metazoa; Chordata; Mammalia; Rodentia; Bathyergidae
Source: RefSeq, a predicted model, not a curated record
GGGCGGUGCAGGCACCUGGCUGCGCUUGCGCAGAACUCCCCCCGAAGGGCCUUAUUUAGGUUGCGCAGGCGCCCGUUGGCCAUUUCUCCUCAGCCGCGCCGGAGUCGUUCGUGUCGUCUGUCUCGACUCGAGAUCCUGCUGGAGACGAUGAUGUUGGGCACCGAAGGCGGAGAGGGGUUCGUGGUGAAGGUGCGGGGCUUGCCCUGGUCUUGCUCGGCCGACGAGGUGCAGCGGUUCUUCUCCGACUGCAAAAUUCAAAAUGGGGCUCAAGGUAUUCGUUUCAUCUACACCAGAGAAGGCAGACCAAGUGGCGAGGCUUUUGUUGAACUUGAAUCAGAAGAUGAAGUCAAAUUGGCCCUGAAAAAAGACAGAGAAACUAUGGGACACAGAUAUGUUGAAGUAUUCAAGUCAAACAACGUUGAAAUGGAUUGGGUGUUGAAGCAUACUGGUCCAAAUAGUCCUGACACGGCCAAUGAUGGCUUUGUACGGCUUAGAGGACUCCCCUUUGGAUGUAGCAAGGAAGAAAUUGUUCAGUUCUUCUCAGGGUUGGAAAUCGUGCCAAAUGGGAUAACAUUGCCGGUGGACUUCCAGGGGAGGAGUACGGGGGAGGCCUUCGUGCAGUUUGCUUCACAGGAAAUAGCUGAAAAGGCUCUAAAGAAACACAAGGAAAGAAUAGGGCACAGGUAUAUUGAAAUCUUUAAGAGCAGUCGGGCUGAAGUUAGAACUCAUUAUGAUCCACCACGAAAGCUCAUGGCCAUGCAGCGACCAGGUCCCUACGACAGGCCUGGGGCUGGCAGAGGGUAUAACAGCAUUGGCAGAGGAGCUGGCUUUGAGAGGAUGAGGCGUGGUGCUUAUGGCGGAGGCUAUGGAGGCUAUGAUGAUUAUAAUGGCUAUAAUGAUGGCUAUGGAUUUGGGUCAGAUAGAUUUGGAAGAGACCUCAAUUACUGUUUUUCAGGAAUGUCCGAUCACAGAUACGGGGAUGGUGGUUCAACUUUCCAGAGCACAACUGGGCAUUGUGUACACAUGCGGGGAUUACCUUACCGAGCUACUGAGAAUGACAUCUAUAAUUUUUUUUCACCACUCAACCCCGUGAGAGUACACAUUGAGAUUGGUCCUGAUGGGAGAGUAACUGGUGAAGCAGAUGUUGAAUUUGCAACUCACGAAGAUGCUGUUGCAGCUAUGUCGAAAGAUAAAGCAAAUAUGCAACACAGAUAUGUAGAACUCUUCUUGAAUUCUACAGCAGGAGCAAGCGGUGGUGCUUACGGUAGCCAAAUGCUAGGAGGCAUGGGUUUGUGUAAAUAUCACUUUAGUGUCUUUUUUUUUAAGCUAACCUUAUAUGCCUUUUCUCUCAUUUCAGAACACAGAUAUGUAGAACUCUUCUUGAAUUCUACAGCAGGAGCAAGCGGUGGUGCUUAUGGUAGCCAAAUGAUGGGAGGCAUGGGCUUGUCAAACCAGUCCAGUUACGGUGGCCCAGCCAGCCAGCAGCUGAGUGGUGGCUACGGAGGCGGCUAUGGCGGCCAGAGCAGCAUGAGCGGAUAUGACCAAGUUUUACAGGAAAACUCCAGUGAUUUUCAAUCAAACAUUGCAUAGGCAGCCAAGGAGCAGUGAACAGCAGCUACUACAGUAGUGGAAGCCAAGCAUCUGUGGGCGUGAACGGAGUGGGAGGGGUGUCUAGCAUGUCCAGUAUGAGUGGUGGAUGGGGGAUGUAAUUGAUCCUGAUCACUGACUCUUGGUCAACUUUUUUUAAAGGAAAAAACAAAUCUUAGUUUAACAGUUUUUGCAAUCCAAGCUUGAGAUUUAUGAUAACUCUUAUCAGGAAAUGAGGAUUGUUUUAAAGACUCAAGGUUCAGUAUUUUUGAACACAAGUUAUCCAGGAUGUAACAUCAAGAUUAAGUAAACUAUAACUGUUAAACACUUUUCAGCUUUUCUCAAAGUAGUUAUAUUGUAGGAUGUACUUAAGCAGUAAGUGUAUUUAGGUUAAAGCAGUUGAAUUAUGUUAAAUGUUGCUCUUAUAUCACAUGGAACACUGUUGGGAAGCAUGUUGAAAGACAUGCUGUUUUGUAAAAUUCAAUAUAGGAGCUGUGUCUACAAUUACAGUGAAACAUUUGGCAUGUUUGUUAAUUCUAGUUUCAUUUAAUAACCUGCAAGGCACGUAAGUUUAAGCUUUUUUUUUUUUUUUUUUAAAGUUAAUGGGGAAAUUGAGAUGCAAUACCAAUCAAUACCUUAGGAUUUGGUCUUGGUGUUUGUAUGAAAUUCUGAGGCCUUGAUUUAAAUCUCAUUGUGAUUUCCUUUCAGGUGUAUUGCGCUUAAGUGAAACUUGUCAAAUAAAUCUUUUACAAACUGCA